GGCUUGGCUGUCAGGUCCCUUCGCCUUUUGUUCGGUUACUGAGUUGCUGCCUUGGCCAGAGUCCGGAGCAGCCGCCGCCCGAGCGCGCCGAGCUCAGUUUGCUGCCCACGCCGGCUUCCACCCCGGCCCGACCCCGACCCAGCCCGGCCAGGCUCCACACGCAGCCACCAUGGAGGUGAUGAACCUGAUGGAGCAGCCGAUCAAGGUGACCGAGUGGCAGCAGACCUACACCUACGACUCGGGCAUCCACUCGGGCGCCAACACCUGUGUGCCCUCCGUCAGCAGCAAGGGCAUCAUGGAGGAGGAGGAGGCCUGCGGGCGCCAGUACACCGUCAAGAAGUCAACCACCUACACCCAGGCUGGGCCCCAGAGCCAAGGUGACCUGGAGUACCAGAUGUCCACCACAGCCAGAGCCAAGCGGGUGCGGGAGGCCAUGUGUCCCGGAGUGACCGCUGAGGACAGCUCGCUGCUGCUGGCCACGCAGGUGGAGGGCCAGACCACCAACCUGCAGCGGCUGGCUGAGCCAUCCCAGCUGCUCAAGUCGGCCAUCGUGCACCUUAUCAACUACCAGGACGACGCUGAAUUGGCCACCCGGGCCCUGCCGGAGCUCACCAAACUGCUCAACGAUGAGGACCCGGUGGUGGUGACCAAGGCGGCCAUGAUUGUGAACCAGCUGUCGAAGAAGGAGGCGUCGCGCCGGGCCCUCAUGGGCUCGCCCCAGCUGGUGGCGGCCGUGGUGCGCACCAUGCAGAACACCAGUGACCUGGACACGGCGCGCUGCACCACCAGCAUCCUGCACAACCUCUCCCACCACCGCGAGGGGCUGCUCGCCAUCUUCAAGUCGGGCGGCAUCCCUGCCCUGGUGCGCAUGCUCAGCUCCCCCGUGGAGUCGGUCCUGUUCUACGCCAUCACCACCCUGCACAACCUGCUGCUGUACCAAGAGGGCGCCAAGAUGGCGGUGCGCCUGGCGGACGGGCUGCAGAAGAUGGUUCCCCUGCUCAACAAGAACAACCCCAAGUUCCUGGCCAUCACCACCGACUGCCUGCAGCUCCUGGCCUAUGGCAACCAGGAGAGCAAGCUGAUCAUCCUGGCCAACGGGGGCCCCCAGGCCCUUGUGCAGAUCAUGCGCAACUAUAGCUACGAGAAGCUGCUCUGGACCACCAGCCGCGUGCUCAAGGUGCUGUCCGUGUGUCCCAGCAACAAGCCUGCCAUUGUGGAGGCUGGUGGGAUGCAGGCCCUGGGCAAGCACCUGACCAGCAACAGCCCCCGCCUGGUGCAGAACUGCCUGUGGACCCUGCGCAACCUCUCAGACGUGGCCACCAAGCAGGAGGGCCUGGAGAGUGUGCUGAAGAUCUUGGUCAACCAGCUGAGCGUGGACGACGUCAACGUGCUCACCUGUGCCACGGGCACGCUCUCCAACCUGACCUGCAACAACAGCAAGAACAAGACGCUGGUGACGCAGAACAGCGGCGUGGAGGCGCUCAUCCACGCCAUCCUGCGUGCCGGCGACAAGGAUGACAUCACCGAGCCGGCCGUCUGCGCCCUGCGCCACCUCACCAGCCGCCACCCCGAGGCCGAGAUGGCCCAGAACUCCGUGCGCCUCAACUACGGCAUCCCGGCCAUCGUCAAGCUGCUCAACCAGCCCAACCAGUGGCCGCUGGUCAAGGCAACCAUCGGGCUGAUCAGGAACCUGGCGCUGUGCCCAGCCAACCAUGCCCCGCUGCAGGAGGCUGCCGUCAUUCCCCGCCUUGUCCAGCUGCUGGUCAAGGCCCACCAGGAUGCCCAGCGCCAUGUGGCUGCCGGCACACAGCAGCCCUACACGGACGGCGUGAGGAUGGAGGAGAUCGUGGAGGGCUGCACGGGAGCCCUGCACAUCCUCGCCCGGGACCCCAUGAACCGCAUGGAGAUCUUCCGACUCAACACCAUCCCCCUGUUUGUGCAGCUGCUGUACUCGUCGGUGGAGAACAUUCAGCGUGUGGCUGCAGGCGUGCUGUGCGAGCUGGCCCAGGACAAGGAGGCCGCCGACGCCAUUGACGCCGAGGGCGCCUCUGCCCCGCUCAUGGAGCUGCUGCACUCCCGCAACGAGGGCACUGCCACCUACGCCGCCGCUGUCCUGUUCCGCAUCUCUGAGGACAAGAACCCAGAUUACCGGAAGCGCGUGUCCGUGGAGCUCACCAACUCACUCUUCAAGCACGACCCGGCGGCCUGGGAGGCUGCGCAGAGCAUGAUCCCCGUGAACGAGCCCUAUGCGGAUGACAUGGACGCCACCUACCGCCCCAUGUACUCGAGUGAUGUGCCCCUCGACCCGCUGGAGAUGCACAUGGACAUGGACGGCGACUACCCCAUCGACACCUACAGCGAUGGCCUCAGGCCUCCCUACCCCACCGCCGACCACAUGCUCGCCUAGCCGCCCCCGCCCCGGUGCGGCUCCUCAUCCGAGAGGCCCCCGUGCGGGCGAUGGGGGAGACAGAAGUGCCUGAGCGGGGAGCCGGGGCUGCGCCUUGCUGCUGCGCCCGGGCCGCCGGAGUUCCUCCGCGGGGUCUUUCUUGGGAUGGUGUCCUCUCGCUUUGCUGUCCUGGGCCCUGGCCACUGAAGCUUUACACGCAAGCCGCCCGCUCGGUACCCCCAGCAGCCCCUGGCCCACCUGUCUCCCGCUGCCCGAGUCCCGGCCUCCGGGCUUCGGUUCCUUCUCUGGGCCUGGUUUUUCUCACUGAACCCCACUGAGCAUCCAAGGCCCCAGAUCCCGAAAUCCAAAGCUUCUCAUGAAAAGUGCGGGGGUGAGGGGACGGAGACGGGGCAUGGGAACCCUGCCGUGCCUCUCCAGCGGGCGGGGCUAGCUCUGGCCCACCCUGGGUGUUUGGGGGACAGCUCCUGCGCACUCCCCCGCACACAGCUGCCCCCUGCGGUGUGUAGUGAGGGGCUUUCUCUUCUCUUCUUGCUUCUGGCUCCACCCACCCCCUGCACAUGGGUGGGGGGGCUGCGGGAGUCCCAGUGGAGAGUUUUAUUAUCAUCGCUUUAUGUUUUUGGUUAUUGGUUUUUUGUAUAGACCAAAGCAAAGAAAAUAAAAGUAACACAGAUA
Oryctolagus cuniculus (rabbit) is the source of this 3079-nucleotide messenger RNA. It is a transcript of the gene JUP, whose product is annotated as junction plakoglobin. The record is from RefSeq and is a predicted model, not a curated record. NCBI's taxonomy places the organism in Eukaryota, Metazoa, Chordata, Mammalia, Lagomorpha, Leporidae. Gene Ontology annotation, molecular function: cadherin binding. Gene Ontology annotation, biological process: cell adhesion.